Molecule: messenger RNA, 1620 nt
Organism: Tetrahymena thermophila SB210
Lineage: Eukaryota; Ciliophora; Oligohymenophorea; Hymenostomatida; Tetrahymenidae
Product: katanin p60 ATPase subunit A-like protein
Exons: 9
Molecular function (GO): ATP binding; protein binding; ATP hydrolysis activity
Source: RefSeq, a predicted model, not a curated record
AUGAGUUAUCUACUAUCAAAAGUCCGCUCAGAAGGUGAAUCUCGUAUGAAUGAAGAAAAGAAAAUUGCUGAUCGUAAAAGAAACUUAAUAGUGCUUAUAUUGAGAUACCUAACAAACAUUGGGUAUAUAGAAUCAUCUUAAAAGCUUGAAUCAGAAUCUCAUAUAAGCCUUGACAGCUGGGAAGUAGCAGACAAUAUAGAUUUGUAUUAAAUAAUUAUGGAGUUUGAAUAAUACUAUGAUAUAAGAUUUGGAAAGCUUCCUAAGCUAGUAAGAAAGGUUAAUGAUGACUAAAAAAAAAAGAUGCCAUCUUUUCCGAAGAUAUCUACUCCAACAAAAGCAUCAAGCACUUCAAGCAAUAUAAAAUAAGAAUUAUAAAAUAACAGCAAUUCUAGCGUGAACAGCAAUUUAAAUACAACAGGAUCUUCUACUUAAAGAGUAGGAAGUUAGCUAGGGGGUUUACCUCCAAAAAAUUUAGCGCAGAAUGCAAAUAAAAAAGUCAAAUCGUAAAAUAGCAGUUUGGAUGAAAAAGGAGUAGACCAAAAUAACACACUUAAUAUGGAAAUUUAGGGUUAAUCAGCUCUUGGAGCUAAAAAAAAUGAAGAAGAAUCUACUGAAAAUAAUUUUUUUGAUGUUAGAGUAUUAAAAGGAAUGCCUGAUUUUGGUGAUGUUUAAGAAUUAAAAGAAUUAGCUGCAUAUUUAUAAAGGGAUAUACUAGUUGAAAAUCCAAAUGUUAAAUUUAAAGAUAUAGUUGGACUUGAUGAUGCAAAAAGAUUGUUAAAAGAGGCUGUUUAAAUUCCUUUAAAAUAUCCUCAUUUUUUCACUGGAAUAUUAGAACCUUGGAGAGGAGUUCUAUUAUAUGGACCACCAGGUACAGGUAAGACUAUGCUUGCAAAAGCUGUGGCCACAGAAUGUGGAACAACAUUUUUUAAUAUAUCUGCCUCUUCUGUAGUAAGUAAAUGGAGAGGUGAAUCAGAAAAGUUGAUAAGAGUCCUCUUUGAAUUAGCUAGACAUUAUUAGCCUUCAACUAUUUUCUUAGAUGAAUUAGAUUCUAUUAUGUCGUAAAGAAAAGGAGGAGAUAAUGAACAUGAAGGAAGUAGAAGAAUGAAGACAGAGCUUUUAAUAUAAUUAGAUGGGCUGAUGAAAAACAAAGAAAGAGUUUUCUUAUUAGCAGCAAGUAAUUUACCAUGGGAUUUAGAUGUAGCAAUGCUAAGAAGAUUAGAAAAAAGAAUUUUAGUUCCUCUUCCAAGUAAAGAAGCAAGAUAAAAUAUGAUUGAGUAAUUUUUACCUGAAGGAAUAGCAUAAGAUUUGAAUUAUCAAGAAAUUAGUGAAGCAUUAGAGAAUUAUUCAGGCUCAGAUAUAAAAUUAUUGUGUAAAGAAGCAGCUAUGAAACCAUUAAGAAGACUUAUAAAUUAAAUUGAAAAAUCUAAUAUAGAAUAAGAAGAUAUGUAAAAAAAUCGUAAGCAGAAAUUUUAAUAACAGCAAUCAAUCAAUCCACAAGAAGUAAAACCCGAUCCUGUCACUAACGAAGAUAUUGUUGAGGCUCUUAAAACUACUAAGCCUUCUUCUUUUAUAAAAACAUAAGCUUAUGAAAAAUGGGCUAAGGAACAUGGUUCAGUUUGA